UUCUUAUACAGAGUGUGACCCAAUGUCUUGCCUGAUGGCCAGUAGUGGCAGGGAUUGAAUGAUCAGAAACUCUUAGCUACUUUCAGUUCUUGGUAGCUGUACUUGUGUAAAGCAUUUUGAGUUGAGUCUUCUGAGCAAACAGUCCAGGGAAGGAAACUAUCUGCCUUCCAAACUGGGAGGCCUGGAUUAAUGGGACAUCUCACUCCACCAUGUCUGCUCAGGAAAACGAACCACAGGUGGAGAUCCAGGCAGAGGAGCAACAGACUGCAGUGGACAGGGUGGGUGGCCUGCCCUUGGUCAGCUCUGCCUGUGAGAUGGCCUCUGCCAGCUACGCUGCCACCAAAGAGACCCACCCAGCCAUCAAAGCGGUCUGUGAGGUGGCAGAGACUGGGGUGAGGGCCAUCACCUCUGCUGCCAUCACCGGGGCACAGCCCAUCCUGGCCCAGCUGGAGCCACAACUUGCAGCAGCCAAUGAAUAUGCCUGUCGGGGUCUGGACAGACUGGAGGAGCAGCUGCCCAUCCUGCAGCAGCCGAUUGAGAAGGUGGCUUUGGAUGCCCAAGACAUCAUGCGUGCCACAAUGGUGGGUGCCAAGGAUGCAGUCUGCAGCACGGUCACUGAGGCGAAGGAUGCAGUGACCAUCAUGGUGAGCAUGGCCCAAGGGGCUGUCCAGGAGAGCGUGGAGGUGACCAAAUCCGCCGUGACCAGCAGCAUGAGCACAGUGAUGGGCUCCAGCAUGGGGCAGAUGGCUGUGAGUGGCAUAGACACAGCACUGGGGAAAUCUGAGCAGCUGGUGGACUACUACCUCCCCAUGACAGAGGAGGAGCUCGCUGAGCUUGCCACAACUCCCCUUGAGGGGCCUGGAGAGGCUCCUGCAGAGCAGCGGAGUUACUACGUGCGUCUGGGUUCCCUGUCGAGCACGCUGCGCCAGCGAGCCUACCAGCACGCCCUGGGCAAGAUGAGACAAGCCAGGCAGCGCACCCUGGAGGCCCUCUCCCAGCUCCAGCAAAUCAUUGACCUGAUCAAGCAGGCCGUAGAUCAGAAGCUUCACAAUGGCCAGGACCGUCUGUACCAGAUGUGGCUCCAGUGCUGCAGGGGGAAGUUGGAAGGGCAGGAGGAACCAGACUCCGCAAAGCAGGUUGAAGCUCAGGCUCUAGCCACGUCCCAGAGUCUCACCCAACAACUGAAAACCACCUGCCUUACUCUCCUGGGCAGCAUCCAGGGCCUUCCCAGCACUAUCCAGGACAAGGCCCAGCAGGUCUCAAGCAGUAUAGAAGAGCUCCAGGCCUCCUUCUCCAGUGCCAGCUGUUUCCAGGAUCUGUCCAGCAGUGCCCUUGCCCGGAGUCGGGAGAUGGUGACCAAGGCCCAGGAGUCCCUGGAUGAGCUGCUGGAAUACGUGACGCAGAACAUUGCCCUGGACUGGAUCGUGGGACCCUUCACUCCCGCGGGAGACUCCCCACCGUGUCCUGAUGAGCUGGUGGAGGAAGGAAAAAAGGUGGAGGCCUGAAGGGUUCCCCCUGCUGCUGGAAGGAAUCCAGCUGAAUUGCCUGCAUAGCUAGUGUGGGGUCUCCUCGCUGAGGCCGCAGUUCUGCUUUGGCAGAUGGUGGACUGAGGUCAGCUCUUCCUUCUGCAGAAUUAAAGAACCUAAAUGUCCUUUCCCAGGCACACUUCCCCAGAACCAUUUAUUACCGGUUACAGGGUGGCAUCACUAGUCAUGCAGGACUGCAUCCCUUGUAGGGCUAGUCUGCUUCUCUCAGAACAUGGAUUGUAACUGACAUACAGCUGUCUUCCACUGUACAUAGGAAGUGCUCCUCAGCUUGAUAUUUUUCCUAGCUCUUUGUAAUGUGUAAGACUACGGUUUAUAGCAACAAUAAACCUCAACUGCAUUCAAA
Molecule: messenger RNA, 1890 nt
Organism: Chelonia mydas (Green sea turtle)
Lineage: Eukaryota; Metazoa; Chordata; Testudines; Cheloniidae
Product: perilipin-3-like
Exons: 8
Coding region: 210-1505 (431 amino acids)
Biological process (GO): positive regulation of triglyceride storage; lipid storage
Cellular component (GO): lipid droplet; cytosol
Source: RefSeq, a predicted model, not a curated record